This is a messenger RNA of Nymphaea colorata (pocket water lily), 1893 nucleotides long. Its product is annotated as selenium-binding protein 3-like. The transcript has 7 exons. Gene Ontology annotation, molecular function: selenium binding. Bases 240 to 1745 code for a protein of 501 amino acids. The record is from RefSeq and is a predicted model, not a curated record. NCBI's taxonomy places the organism in Eukaryota, Viridiplantae, Streptophyta, Magnoliopsida, Nymphaeales, Nymphaeaceae.
GACGCAUUCCCGGACGUUCACGUGAGCCGGUCAGACUUUCUUAUGCCCAUCCUCCUACAACGAAAAAAAAACAAAGGCUUACGUGAUCUCUGAUACCAAUCUCUCUCUCUCUCUCCUCUUCUUCUUCUGUUAUCCAUAAUAUUCGUCUAUAUAGCUGUUCACUACUGAUGCUGUGAUUCCUCUUCUUUUCUCGUUUGUUGAGUCUUCGACUUGGCAAAAGAGAGGAGGCUAGUAGAAGGAUGGUUGCUGCGGGAGUAACAAGGCAGGCGGACUCUGAGGACGGUAAUGUUUUCGUUUGUGGGGAGUCCUCAAAUCCUCAGAGCAAUGGCUGCUGCUGUCGUGGGAAGGGUCCCGGAUUCGCCUCUCCGAUCGAGGCCAUGUCUGGGCCUCGAGAGGCCCUUCUCUAUGUCACCGCUGUUUAUACAGGAACUGGCAGAAACAAGCCUGAUUACCUUGCUACAGUUGAUGUGGAUCCUAAGUCGCCUACAUAUUCUAAGGUGAUACACAGGUUGCCUGUUCCUUAUAUGGGUGACGAAUUGCAUCAUUCUGGCUGGAACGCCUGCAGCUCUUGCUAUGGAGAUCCAGGUGCAGAAAGGCGUUACUUGGUCCUGCCAUCCCUGUUGUCUGGUCGCAUUUAUGUGGUUGAUACAGUAACAAAUCCUAGAGCGCCCUCUCUUAAAAAAACAGUUGAGCCUGCAGAUAUAGUGCAGAAGACUGGGUUGUCAUUUGCUCAUACUUCUCAUUGCCUUGCUUCUGGUGAUGUUAUGAUUUCCUGUCUUGGAGAUAAGGAUGGGAAUGCAAAUGGGAAUGGGUUUCUUCUUCUUGACUCAGAGUUCAAUGUGAAGGGAAGAUGGGAGAAACCUGGUAAUAGUCCUCUAUUUGGAUAUGACUUCUGGUAUCAGCCACAACACAAGACCAUGAUUAGUUCAUCAUGGGGAGCACCAAAAGCUUUUACAAAAGGAUUCAGUCUCCAACAUGUAGAAGAUGGUCUUUAUGGAAGACAUCUACAUGUAUACAGCUGGCCCGAUGGUGAAUUGAAACAGACAUUGGACCUUGGUAACUCAGGUCUCCUACCUUUGGAGAUUCGUUUUCUUCAUGACCCUUCAAAAGAUACAGGUUAUGUUGGGGCUGCAUUAAGCAGCAACAUGGUUAGGUUUUUCCAGACUCCAAGUGGAUCGUGGAGCCAUGAGGUUGCAAUAUCAGUGACACCUUUGAAGGUUCGGAAUUGGAUUCUUCCCAACAUGCCUGGACUUAUAACGGAUUUCCUUAUCUCACUGGAUGAUCGCUUCCUUUACUUCUCAAACUGGCUUCAUGGUGAUGUGAGGCAGUACAACAUUGAGGACCCUUCAAAGCCUGUUUUGACUGGACAACUAUGGGUUGGUGGACUCAUUCAGAAGGGAAGCCAGAUAGUUGCAGUAUCUGAAGAUGGGGUGGAGUCUCAGUUUGAUGUUCCAGAAGUAAAAGGAAACAGACUCAGAGGUGGGCCUCAAAUGAUCCAGUUGAGCUUGGAUGGUAAGAGAUUGUACGUGACUAACUCGCUCUUUAGCACAUGGGAUCGGCAAUUCUAUCCAGAGAUCUUGGAGGAGGGUGCACAUAUGCUGCAGAUUGACGUUGACACAGAGAAGGGUGGAUUGAAGCUGAAUCCAAACUUCUUUGUAGAUUUUGGGCUUGAACCUGAUGGUCCUUCACUUGCUCAUGAGAUGAGAUACCCUGGAGGCGACUGCACUUCUGACAUUUGGAUUUGAUAGCAGGAGAUGGGAACACAAUCUAGAUAGAAUCGGUUAUCUGUAUAAGUUGGUCAAGCAAGAUAGUUUAUUUGAGGUAGAGAACAUCAUUUCCUUCAUGUAAUAAACCAAUAAUUGCUCUAGUAUACAUGCAGCUGAUUAUUUCCCA